AUGUCUAUAGAAUCUGAUUUGCAGAGAAGGCUGGAUGAGAAUAUCAAAAGUGAAGCUGAUGAAUCAACGAAAGAAGAAUGCCCUCACAUAAAUGCUGUAGAAUGUCACGACCAAAAUGUUCAAGAAAUGAGCAUCAUUAUAUCACUAGUUAAGAAUAUGAAUGAUAUGAAAUCGAUUAUAAGUAUUUUCACGGAUAGAAAUGUCAAUAUUCUUCACAUUGAAAGCAGAUUAGGAAGAUUGAACGUGAAAAAGCAGAGGAAAAAUCUAGAAUUUGAACCACUGGAGUUAUUAAUUCAUGCUGAAGUUCCAUGUAUAGAAUCUGAGAGCCUGUUGGAAGAACUGAAGUCUUUCUCAUCUUAUCGUAUUGUUCAAAACCCUCCAAUGAACUUAGCUGAGGCAAAGAACCCAACUGUAAACGAUAAAGUACCUUGGUUCCCAAGACACAUUUCUGACUUAGAUAAAGUCUCAAAUAGUGUUCUGAUGUAUGGAAAGGAAUUAGAUGCAGAUCAUCCGGGUUUCAAAGACAAGGAAUACAGAAAACGUCGAAUGAUGUUUGCUGACAUCGCUUUAAAGUAUAAAUGGGGUCAACAGAUACCUAUUAUUGAAUAUACAGAAACCGAAAAAACGACCUGGGGACGUAUAUACCGUGAACUAACUCGCCUGUAUAAAACUUCGGCUUGUCAUGAAUUUCAAAGAAAUUUAGCAUUACUACAAGAUAAAGCUGGAUACAACGAAUUCGACCUACCUCAGUUACAAGUGGUAUCAGACUUUUUGAAAGCACGGACAGGAUUUUGUCUCCGACCAGUUGCAGGCUAUCUGUCUGCACGUGAUUUCCUGUCAGGUUUGGCAUUUCGCGUAUUCUAUUGCACUCAGUAUAUACGCCACCAGGCUGAUCCAUUUUAUACACCAGAACCUGACUGCUGCCAUGAGCUGUUGGGUCAUGUACCUAUGUUAGCUGAUCCAAAGUUUGCACGAUUUUCACAAGAGAUUGGCUUGGCUUCUUUGGGUACAAGUGACGAAGAAAUAAAGAAAUUAGCCACUUGCUACUUCUUCACUAUUGAAUUUGGUCUCUGUCGACAAGAUAACCAACUGAAAGCUUAUGGUGCCGGUUUGCUCUCAUCUGUUGCUGAACUACAGCAUGCUUUAAGUGACAAAGCUGUGAUUAAACCAUUCAUACCAAUGAAGGUUAUUAACGAAGAAUGCCUUGUUACAACUUUUCAAAACGGAUAUUUCGAAACUUCUUCGUUUGAAGAUGCAACACGUCAAAUGAGAGAAUUUGUACGCACUAUUAAGCGACCAUUCGAUGUUCAUUAUAACCCUUACACACAAAGCAUUGAAAUAAUAAAAACUCCCAAAUCAGUGGCGAAGCUUGUUCAAGAUUUACAAUUUGAACUCACUGCAAUCAACGAAAGCCUUCUUAAAAUAAAUAGAGAAGUUAAAAGUCAACUAUUCACAACUAAUAAAAUCGCAACCGAGGACCGAUCAAGCUAG
Molecule: messenger RNA, 1491 nt
Organism: Schistosoma mattheei
Lineage: Eukaryota; Metazoa; Platyhelminthes; Trematoda; Strigeidida; Schistosomatidae
Source: the annotation of a GenBank genome assembly